This is a messenger RNA of Exophiala bonariae, 1677 nucleotides long. RefSeq lists its product as uncharacterized. The record is from RefSeq and is a predicted model, not a curated record. The transcript is spliced from 2 exons. Gene Ontology annotation, cellular component: membrane. Bases 1 to 1677 code for a protein of 558 amino acids. Gene Ontology annotation, biological process: amino acid transport; transmembrane transport. Lineage: Eukaryota; Fungi; Ascomycota; Eurotiomycetes; Chaetothyriales; Herpotrichiellaceae. Gene Ontology annotation, molecular function: transmembrane transporter activity.
AUGGAAUCCAAGUCAGGCGACGAUCCCUAUAAGAGCCGGGACGCAUUCCCUUCUGCUGAGCCUGUCAAAUCGGUCACGCAAUCCAAUAUUGAUGCCGGCGACCUCACAACUUUUGGCCAUGAACAGGAGCUCUCCCGCAAGUUCAAUGCGAUCGCUAUGUUCGCUCUGGCCUUCACGGUCCUAGGCACCUGGUCUACCUUCGCUCAAGGCCUCAGCAGCGGGCUUACAAAUGGCGGGCCCGUCUCCAUUCUUUGGGGUCUCAUGCUUGUCGGUGUCUGCAAUAUUUGCGUCGCCCUGUCUAUGGGUGAGCUCGUCUCGAGCUUCCCAACCACUCUAGGCCAAGCAUACUGGGUAUUUAUUCUGUGGCAGGGCAAAGCCGGGCGGGCUUGCAGCUACUUCUGUGCCUGGGUGAACACUUUUGGCUGGUGGUGUCUAUCCGCUAGUCAAAUCGCUUUCAUGACCGAUUUUUUACUUGCCAUGAAAACGAUGUUCGACCCCGAAUGGGACGGCGCUUCCAAAGGUUGGGUCAAAUUCUUGAUAUACGUCGGUAUAACCUUCACUUUCACUCUACUCAAUGCUGUGGCCUGCAGAAAGGACAAGAUCUUGCCUCUCUUCAAUGACUUUGUCGGCCUGACCUUCACUACUCUUUUCGUGGUGUGCAUCCUCGCACUCCUGAUCGCCACGGGUGUCAAACCCAAUCUCAGUUUUCAGGAUGCCUCGGCCGUUUUCGGGAAAUGGAUCAACCAGACUGGUUGGCCAGACGGCGUGGUUUGGUUUACAGGCCUUGUCCAGGCAGCGUACGGCUUGACAGCUUUCGAUAGCAUCAUUCAUUUCUGUGACGAGAUGAAAGAUCCGCGACGAACAGCACCAAAGAUUAUCUGGCUUUCUGUUGCCUCGGGCUGGGUCUCAGGCUGGAUAUUUAUGCUGGUCUGCUUGUUCUGUAUUCAAGACUGGACUGCAUUGGCCGAGUCUGAGGACAUUCCCUUUGUUCCCAUUGUCACAGGCACCCUUGGACUCACUGGCGGUGCCGUUCUGAUUGCCAUCUUCAUCUUCAACGGCCUGUGUCAGGGUGCAAGCAUCGUCACAACAGGCUCACGCUUGACUUGGGGGUUUGCACGUGACGGUGGACUCCCUUUCAGCAACUACCUCAUGCGUGUCAAUCCUUACUGGAAAGCCCCGGUUCGCGCCAUCUGGGCCCAAGGCGUUAUUAUAGGCCUUGUCGGCGUUCUCUACCUCUUCUCCGACGCCACUCUCCAGGCCAUUCUGAGCGUCAGCACUAUUGCCCUCACCAUUUCCUACGCUAUGCCUAUCGUCACCUUGCUUGCAGUUGGGCGACAUCGUCUGGCCCCUGCCCCUUUCCGGCUAGGUCGCGCAGGCCCUACUAUAAAUGUGAUCAGCAUCGUUUAUUGUGUGAUUACUACCGUCAUGUUCUUCUUCCCCGGCUCCCCAAACCCGUCUGUCGCCGACAUGAACUACGCAAUUGCAGUGUUCGGGGUCAUGGUUAUCAUAUCCACUGUGUUCUGGUUCGUGCGUGGCAGCAAGCGCUACCUAGUAUCAGAUGCAGUUAUGAUUGGUGUUCAAAAGUUGGAGCAGCAGUUGAAGGGGAAUGAGCCCGAGCCAGUUCUCGAGACUCCGAAAUCGGCAAAGAACCGGAAAAGUCGCGACUCUACUCAGUAA